ACUUUUGGAUCACAUCCUUUCUGCCCCCCCAUACUUGCCUCUGCUUUCAUCCAUAAAUGCGUGUACUUAAGAAGUUCAGAAGCUAAGUAGAGACUACAGGCGACUGUAGCGGAACGCGCGCAAACUUCAGACUUGAAAAAACUGUGACAUCACCACAGCAGGCCGAAACACCCCUGCACAACUUGAUUGAUCUGAGCAUAACGCCCAAAGCGGAAAUUUGGAGUAUCAUGGACGUGGGCCCGAGGAGCUACCUCAGCUCCACCAUGACGGACCGCUUCGACUGCUUCUAUUGCCGUGACAACCUGCACGGGAAGAAAUACGUGAUGAAGGACGAUAAGCACGUCUGCGUGCGCUGCUUUGAUAAGCUGUGCGCCAACUCCUGCGCUGAGUGCCGCCGUCCCAUUGGCGUGGAUGCCAAGGAGCUGCACCACAAGAACCGGUACUGGCACGAGGGCUGCUUCCGCUGCGCCAAGUGCUACAAGCCGCUGGUCAGCGAGCCCUUCUGCUCCGUGGACAACAAGAUCAUGUGCGAGAAGUGCGGCGCCCUGAAGGAGGGGAACCGCUGCCAGGCCUGCUACAAGGCGGUCAUGCCAGGCAGUAAGAAUGUGGAGUACAAGCACAAGGUGUGGCAUGAGGAGUGCUUCACCUGCUUCACCUGCAAGGAGCCCAUCCGCUCCCAGAGCUUCCUGACCAAAGGAGACGACAUCUACUGCACCGCCUGCCACGAGAAGAAGUUCUCCAAGCACUGCGUCUGCUGCAAGGAGGCCAUCACCACCGGGGGGAUAACCUACCAGGAUCAGCCCUGGCACUCCGAGUGCUUCGUGUGCAGCACCUGCCGCAAGCCCCUGGCCGGAACCCGCUUCACCGCCCAGGAGGACAAGGUGUACUGCGUGGACUGCUUCAAGACCUCUGUGGCCAAGAAGUGCUGCGGCUGCCAGAACCCCAUCACAGGUUUCGGCAGGGGGACCAACGUGGUGAACUACGAGGGCAACUCCUGGCACGAGUACUGCUUCAACUGCAAGAAGUGCUCCCUGUCCCUGGCCAACAAGCGCUUCGUGCUCAAAGGCGAGGACAUCUACUGCUCCGACUGCGCCAAGAAGCUGUGAGCGGGUCGCUAACACACGCUAGCCUCACGCGCUUCAGAGCGGCAGCUGAGCAGGGGGUCAGAGCAGGGGGGUUUGGUAAGAGAGUGACACCCUUACAUAUAUACACACAUGCCUUUAAGAAACGUGCGCCUUUGAUAAAGCAAAA
Anguilla rostrata (American eel) is the source of this 1251-nucleotide messenger RNA. RefSeq names its product four and a half LIM domains 1a (gene fhl1a). Bases 228 to 1106 code for a protein of 292 amino acids. Lineage: Eukaryota; Metazoa; Chordata; Actinopteri; Anguilliformes; Anguillidae. The transcript has 7 exons. Gene Ontology annotation, biological process: muscle organ development. The record is from RefSeq and is a predicted model, not a curated record. Gene Ontology annotation, molecular function: transmembrane transporter binding.